This is a messenger RNA of Schizosaccharomyces japonicus yFS275, 1131 nucleotides long. RefSeq names its product calreticulin/calnexin. Bases 1 to 1131 code for a protein of 376 amino acids. Gene Ontology annotation, molecular function: calcium ion binding. Gene Ontology annotation, cellular component: endoplasmic reticulum. Gene Ontology annotation, biological process: protein folding. The transcript is spliced from 3 exons. NCBI's taxonomy places the organism in Eukaryota, Fungi, Ascomycota, Schizosaccharomycetes, Schizosaccharomycetales, Schizosaccharomycetaceae. The record is from RefSeq and is a predicted model, not a curated record.
AUGGUAAUAAAUUUAUAUUGCGAGAGCAUUAUAAUGCUGUUUUUUCUUCCGUAUCUGCUGCUAUUUGGUUUCUGCCAGGCUCAAAAGAGUGAAUCAGCAGCCUACAAGCGGACUGCAGUUCCUGCCAUUCUUUCGGAACAGUUUACAAAAGACGAUUUAUCUUCAUGGAGGGAUAGUUGGUUAGAAGCAAGCGAUGCUAAUUACGCUGGAUCUUGGAUGCUCAAGGCAUUGCCAAAACCGAGUUUGAAGAAUGAGUUCGGCCUCGUUACAACGAAGCCCGCAACUUCUCAUAUCCUGUACAAUAAUUUCGAGCGAACGGUAAAGAUACCAAGUGAAACAAUUCCAAUUGUUCUUUCAUUCCAAGUUCGCCCAAUGAAGGAAUGGACUUGUGGACAUUCUUUCGUUAAGGUUCUUAGUACUCCAUACGAAGGAAACACUGAACCUGAGUACUCCAUUCUUUUCGGUCCUAAGAAAUGCGGCCUUAUUGAUCGUGUUGAAUUCAUUAUUCAUCCUCCCGAUGUCCCCUACAUUUACGUAUUGAGAAAUCCUCCUGUAACUGAUAUGAACACUUCCAUGACUUCCGUCUACACUGCUAUCUUGUACAAUGGUUCCUACGAAAUCCGCGUGAACGGAGAAAUAAAAGCAAAAGGUGAUAUCCAAAAGGACUUUGACCGUACACCUCUCUCCCCCAAAGCAAGAAAACUUUAUAAUACCGAUACAAUAACGCCUCCGUACGCCCUCAUCCCGCAUAAAUUAUCAGCCGUCAGUUUAAACGUUUGGAAUCAGAACAAGGAUGUAUAUGUAAACAAUAUCUUUGUCAGUCUUAACGUUAAGGAUGCUGAAGAUUUUGUCAACCAAACUUACGUCGUUAAACAUCUUUUAGAAUCUCAAAACAAGACAGAAGGCACACCUAUUUACGAGUUGCUCUUCAUUCUCCUUAAAGACAGUAUGGAAAAGCUGUUUGAGCUUUUGCGGUAUGUAAAGGUUCACUAUAUGUAUAUUUGGAGCGAACCCCUAUACGACAAAUUCCAGCAUUGGUCAAGUAAUCAUCCAUCUAUGGUUCAGUACUUGCCUACAGUCAUCUUUGGUUCUUUGAUUGUUUUAUGCCUGGGAACUGCAAUGCUUCGUUAA